AUGGACUGGGCUCCCGCCGACGUCGCCCCGUCGAGCUCUUCAGCUGUCGGCUUCGGGGAGCCUGCGGGAAAGGGAACAGCUUCCCCAGAUGCAACGAUGGUGUCCGCUCCCACCAACAACCUGAACCCACACGCAGACCCGGGCCACCACCCGCCCGCACCACCGGCUGCUGCGGUGGCAACUGUUUCGGCAAUUGCUGGACCGUCCGGACAGGCACAUGGGGGGUGGGAAGGUGUAGCGGGGAACCAGGAAGGAGAGCCCGAUGCCGCCGCCACGGCCCGAUCGACGGAUCCACGACCGGCAGGCGGGCGUGGUCGAGACAGGACGCCCCCGCCGCGGUCGACCACGGGCCCGGCGGCUUCCAACUCCGCGAUCAUUGCCGUUGUCGACCUGCGUGCCCUUCAUCAGCAGCAGCAGCGGGCUCGGGCUGAAUGCGACGACUUGGUGCAGAGGGGUCUGCCCACGGAAGCGUCGCCGUCUCCUUCGCAACAGAAUGCUCCGUCGCACGGGCAGCAGCAGCAGCAGCGCCCCAGCCCUGACAACGGCGGAGACAACAAGAGCACCCAGAAGAGAAAGAGGAAGUCCGGUAGAAAGGCCAAAAAGAAAGACACGGACGAGCACCAACCGGCCGGGACGGGCGCUACUUUCUAUGCGCCUGGAAGCGUGCCGUCGGGGGCGUGGCCCGCUGUGCCAGCGACAACGAGACCGUCGACGAAUCCACGGGCAGCGAGAGGGCGAGGUCGAGAGGCGACGCUACCGGCGUGGAUGACUGCGACCCAGGCAACUCCGCCGGGUGGACUUCAACCGCAAGCGGGGCCUGGAACCAAUUCGCGGAUGCCCGGGCCUACGGGGUUGCCCUCAUCUGGGCCGCAACAGGGUGCCCAAACCACUGCCCACGGCGACAACAAGACAAAGAAUAAAUCAGAACCAAAUGACAAGAAAACCCAAGGAAGAGGAGCCACCACACUGGCGUCCGCAGCAUGGCCUACCGACUACCACCAGGAAACGUCAACAACGGUGGCAGUGCACGGUCGAGGAGCCCCGCUCGGGACGACGGUGCCUUCCGGGGCACGCACAAAUGCUGCGCCAGGCGGGCUCCAACAGCAACCGCAGCUUGCGAGCCCUCGGGCUCCUCGACCUCUACCGGCCGGGUUGAACUCGUCUCGCCCUAAAGAGAAUAAUCAGAUUGUUUCCUUUGGCAAGGGGAGCGCUAGCAUCCAGAACAAACCGAAAAAGAACAAGAAAAAGAAAAAUAACAAGAAAAAGAAGAAGCCCCAAGCGGCCGGGACAAGCACUACCCAAUCGGCGUGGCCUUCACCCGCCGACCUAAAGAGAAGCGAUGGGAGUGCGAUUAUUCAGAAACUUGCUGGGCCUGCACCCGCAGCUACGGUCAAGUCGAACCACCGUGCCCCCAAGAAUGGGUGGGUGGCAGCGGUCGGCGCUUUCCACGGACAGGGGGCGUCAAAAACGGUGUGGGCAGGGGGCGGCAGUGGGCCUUCAAGGCCCAAGAGAAACCGGGAAGAAGAGCUAACGACGGCCGAGAUAACCACCCGACUGCGCGAUCCGAGCAAGGCGCCGGGGCAGCAGCAGCAGCAGCAAACGCCUGACGAGAUGAUCGACAUGGUACGGCGGAUGGCCAGCAUGGGGGUAGCGACGGUGCCGAAGAAGAAGAAAUCGACUCUUGACGCAAGCAGGGAGCCGAAGGCGCUGAUCGCUACCAGGGCCCGAUUCCGGAUAAUACACCACCACGCCCUUCCGAGCCAGCAGCAGUUGGUACUUUAUAAGCCACCAACCUUCAACAUCGCCAGCGGCCGAAGCGGCGCAACCAGAAGCAACCAAUCGUCGUGGGUCCCGCCCCCACGUGCCCCUCUUGCCAUCAAGCCUUCAACUUGGACGACCCCGAAGCAGCCGCCACCACCGCCGCCGCCGCCGCCGCCGCCCUCUCCUCUUGUGGUUAUCGACGGAACCGAUAUCGCGCUUACCUACUGGAGAACGGAUGACCGGUGGUCCGCUCUCCAGCCUCUGCUGGCAAUCCAGUUUUUCAAGGAACGGGGAGUGCCAUGCGUGGCCUUUCUACCCCGCGAACGCGUCUACGGCGUCACCCCUCAAGACGAUUUCUACACCGCGUUUCACGAGGCGCGGAGCCGCAGAGCAAUCUCGGAAAUCCCGCAGGGAGCAAACGCGAGUCUUUUCAUUCUCAAGCACGCCAUCGAAAACAACGCCUACGUGGUCACUAACGCGCAGCUCAGCGGCCACAUCGCCAGCCCGGCGACACUAGCUUCUCUGGGGCAGACCAAGAACGAACUACACUCUUACCUCUCCCGCUCUCAUGUGCGCUACACAUUCGCCGGAGAUGACUUCACGCCCGACCCUGAAGCGCCGCUCAUCAAGAUGUUCGCGAAGCAGGCGUCGGGAGCAAACCAGACGAGGGGCAACACGACACGCGGGAGAACAACCGAGCCUGGCGUGAUCACCUCUCCAUUCCCUCACCCAACCAUGUGA
This is a messenger RNA of Ectocarpus siliculosus, 2502 nucleotides long. The record is from the annotation of a GenBank genome assembly. Lineage: Eukaryota; Phaeophyceae; Ectocarpales; Ectocarpaceae.